This is a messenger RNA of Botrytis cinerea B05.10, 3189 nucleotides long. RefSeq lists its product as hypothetical. Gene Ontology annotation, molecular function: damaged DNA binding; DNA-directed DNA polymerase activity. Gene Ontology annotation, biological process: translesion synthesis. The transcript has 4 exons. The record is from RefSeq and is a predicted model, not a curated record. Bases 354 to 2192 code for a protein of 612 amino acids. Lineage: Eukaryota; Fungi; Ascomycota; Leotiomycetes; Helotiales; Sclerotiniaceae.
GAUCAACGCAAAGGUGUAUCCGAUGAUGACUUGAUGUGUUUGACGUCGACUUACACCAUACAUACACCGUACAUACAUCCUGAUAUCCAAACGGAUGGAUCUGCCUUGGUAGAGUAUGACUGACAACAAUCCUAAUCCUCCUCUUUACCAUCAAACGUGGCAUCUCCUCUUCUCUCCAAAACCUUCUUUCGGAUGAGACCUUGUUCACUUGGACUAAGACAAAGACUGCGGUUCAACAUCACGAUACGAUAAAUUAACUUCAAAAGAAAAAAAUGGGACCAAAAUCUUCACAUCCACCUGUCUCAUCACCGCCAGCAAACCCAAAAAUACCACUGAACUAAUAAUAACUCAUAAUGGCAAGAAAGGAUCAUAGGAUAAUCAUACACUUUGAUUAUGACUGUUUCUACGCGUCGGUCUUUGAAAAUGAGAAUCCCGCUCUCAAAUCGGUACCUUUGGCUGUACAGCAGAAACACAUCAUCGUCACAUGCAAUUAUGAAGCUCGACGUCGUGGUCUGAGUAAGUUACAAUUGAUCCAUGAAGCCAAGAAAAUCUGUCCCGAUGUUGUUAUUGUGCUGGGAGAAGAGCUGGGUCGAUUCCGUGAUGCCUCCAAAAUGCUGUAUAAACAUCUGGAAAAGUUCAGUUGGUCGGGGAAAGUCGAACGGCUAGGAUUCGACGAAGUAUUCAUGGACGUCACAGAUAUUGUUGGCUAUAAUGAGAAACUUCUCAAUCCAAAUGAUUUGACACACUCCUUCCUUCAAACGGACCGUAAUGAUCCUACCGCGGGGUUUAACUUUGACGCGACGAAGAUUGCCGGCCAUGUCUAUCCCGACUUGCAGCCGUGCGGCGAGGCAUCCCCUCAACAGACACCGAAUUCGGGGUCGCCGAAUAAUGAUGUCGGACUACUCACCCGGUUGAUUGUGGGUUCACAUCUUGCCCAGCAUUUGAGAUUAAGUCUAGAAGAAGAGAAAGGCUACACUUCGACUGUUGGCAUAUCCACGAACAAACUUUUGAGUAAGUUGGUAGGCAAUCUUCACAAACCAAAGGGUCAAACAACCCUUCUUCCACCUUACGAAGUAUUGCCCAGUGAUCAUGGACUACAAAGUAAUGUCACUGCAUUCAUCGAUAGCCAUGAUAUCGGUAAAAUACCUGGCAUUGGGUUCAAGAUGUCUCAACGUAUUAGGAACCAUGUUCUAUCACGUCCAGCCGAUUUUGAAAGUGGGUUAAUCUAUGGCGGUACCAAGGAAUCUGUUACAGUUCGUGAUGUCCGUCUCUUCCCCGGCAUUGGCCCUGAGAUACUCGAAAGGCUACUUGGGGGACCGGGAGCAGAGAGAGGUAUUGGAAGUAAGGCUUGGGCAUUGAUCAAUGGUCGCGAUGAUUCAGAUGUGAAGGAUAUCCGAAAGGUGCCAUCCCAAAUCUCAAUCGAGGAUUCAUAUGUCAAGCUUGAUACUUUGCCACAACUGAUAAAAGAGCUUCGAAUGCUUGCAACAAGUCUCUUGAAUAGGAUGCAUCAAGAUUUACUUGAAGAUGAAGAAAAAUCUGACAUACCAUCAAAACGAUGGAUAGCUUAUCCCAAAGUACUGCGCUUGUCCACCCGACCCCGCCCACCCUUGAACGCAGAUGGUACCAGAACCCGAAGCUUCAAUCGAAUCUCCAGAUCCGGACCCCUACCCAAUUUUGUUUUCAAUCUAAAAGAUGGUAAAGACAGCAUUGUCGAACGACUCAUCCAAGAGUCUUUGAUCCCCAUGUUUCGAAAAUUACAUCCCCAGAAAUCGGAUUGGAAUCUGAGUCUGGUCAAUAUCGGAGUCACAAACAUGAUUGAAGCAGCGAGCGAGGAUGGAUCUUCGGGUGGCGUCGGUAGAAAUAUAGGCACCAUGUUCAAGGGACAAGAAGCAAGGCUUAAAGAGUGGAAGGUGCAGGAUAAAGAUACACCACCCGAUUUCGUGGCAGACAGGAAUGAGCUUCCUGUAAUGAAGCAUCCUUCCAGUGAUCACGCUGAGACAGAGUACACCAUGGGCUCAGAAGACAUGGUACGGCCACACGAUACGGUGGACGAACUAGAUUUUUGGAAUGUAGAGGAUGAGGAUGAGGAUGAGGAAAUGGAGCAUCGGGAAAUCUGUCAUGUAUGUGGUGCAAUGAUGCCCGCGUUUGCAAUGCCAGCUCAUGAACGCUUUCACAACUGGGAGGGGGAAUAAAAAAUAUCAAUCCUGAUGUGGGGCCAUCUGAAAUGAAUUGAUGACUUGUCAUCGCUAUCAUGACUAUGUAGGAACGGGAGUGGGCAUGAGCAGGGAAGAAGCAAGAGAUAACAGACUCUGAGAAAUGUUACCUGGGAGAGUGGAAUGACACAACUUAGAAGUUAGAACAAGAUACACACCCCAUAGCAGCUAGCGCACUACAAUAAAUAACCAUCCAAACUGAUUCCCCGGAAGCACCUACUAGGUAGGUACCCGCAUAUUGCACCCUAUAAAUAUCCACGUACAUGUCUAGUAUAUACACUUAUUUAUACCUAGUGCUGCCUGUCCUGUCUCACCUCGCACAGACGAACAAUUUCCUUCUCAUGGAACCAGCUUCGAAAUAGGUCUUUAUGGAUGAGGAGCGGAAGAUCAUGAUCACCCGGGGAACUUGUGGAUGCCAAACUUGACAAGUCAUCGUUUUUGCAUGAGUGGGCGACGGGGAUUGUAUUCCUUCGAUUGUGGAGUCGGAGGGAAUGGAGUUGGAUUGGAUUGAAUUGAAUAUGUGGACACUCGAGCAGGGCAGGAGAACAAGAACAAGAACAAGAACAAGAACAAGAACACAGGAAGAAAGAAAGAAAGAAAGAAAGAAAGAAAGAAGAAGAAGAAGAGAAGGAAGGAGGGAAGGGGGGAGAGAGAGAGAGAGAGAAUUCGCAUAGUGAGAUAGGACAAGGUAAGACACGACACGACACGACACGAUAUCUUUCUAUUCUUUCUAUUCUUUCCAACUCUCAACCCCUGUUCCGCUCUGUUCUACUCUACUCAACUCCUCUACUCUGUCAAUUCAGAUACACAUCUAAACACACACACACACACACACACACACACACACACACACACACACAUAUAAACAACCAAAUAAAUAUACAUGCAAAAUCUCCACGAACAGAUCUCCCAUGCUAGACACAUCUAAUCACGAGAUCGUAUUCCUUCCUUAGCAAAUACCAAAUCUCAAAUCUCA